AUGGCCCCCCUCGAAAACGGCCACUCGAAUGGCUCGAACACCGAAACAAUGCCUCCUCCAAGCUCCAUGGAUAACCUGCGCUUCGCCGAUAUCCCCGAUGCCAUCGAUAUCCCCGCCUCUAGCUUCGACAGCGAAGUCGAAGUCAGCCUCCUUGAUCUUCCGGAAGACCCUACUGAGCUAUGCACACUGCUGGAAAACGAACGAGCUGCAAAGAACUUCUGGGUAAUCAUUGCGCUUGCCUAUGCGAAGCGAAAGCAACUUGAUCAUGCCCUCGAUAUUCUCAACAAAGGCUUGGCUUCCGUAGCCCACGGAGGGACCAAGGAAAAGCUCGGGCUCCUGGGCUGGGUCUGCUGGCUGCUGAUGCUUAAAAGCCGACAAGCACCUCGUGUGGCUCCGGAGGGAGAACUUUACUCACAAGCCAAAACGAAAGACCAUUACCUGCAGUUGGCGACAUCAACGCUGAACGAGGCCUCCCGUUUGAAUCCAGCAUACCCACCUUUGUUCCUCGCUCGCGGUGUCCUCUGUCUUCUCCGUGCAUCCUUGUACCCCCCUCGUGCUGUCCGCCCCGGUGCAAUUGACACCUCCGAGAGAGUAGAAACCCUCCGUCAGGCGCUGAAAUGCUUCGACGAAUCAUCCAAGGCCUUUGGCGGUCGCAAUAUUAUGGCGAUUUUAGGACGUGCUCGGGCACACUACAUGCUAGGAAGAUACGCUGAAGCCCUGGAUGGAUACCAGAAAGUCCUCAUGAAGGUUCCAAAUCUCACAGAUCCAGAUCCUCGCAUCGGUUUGGGAUGUUGUUUAUGGCAGCUAGGAUUCAAAGAUCAAGCUAAGUUAGCGUGGGAAAGAGCAUUGGCUCUGAACCCCGAAUCUAAGGUCGCAAAUAUCCUGCUUGCAGUUUAUUAUCUCCACGACAGCUCUCGCCGAUCCACCACUGACCCGAUGUUCGGUUCCUUGUACAAGGUCGCCAUGACCCAGUACACCCAAAAAGCUUUCAAGCUUGACAAAGAAUACCCAAUGACCUGCGCUUUGUUUGGCGGCUACUUCCUUCUGCGCAAACAAUACCCGACUGUGGAAACUCUUGCUCGCAAGGCUAUCGAGCAGACGGAUGUCAUGUCCAUUGCCAGUGACGGCUGGUAUCUCCUUGGACGCAAAUCUCACUACGAGAACGACAACACACGAGCCACCGAGUACUACAACCGCUCCGAUCAGGCCCGUGGAGGUGGUGAUAAGGGCUACCUGCCGGCCAAGUUCGGUGCGGUGCAGAUGCAAGUCACCAACAAGGACUUUGAUGGUGCCAAAUUCCGCUUGGAGAAGAUUGUUCAACAAUCGAAGAAUGCAGAGGCUAUGACACUUCUUGCAGCGAUACAUGCGGAAGAGGUGUUUUCAGCUCAAAAGUCAGGCAGCAAGGAGGACAAAUCGACCGAGGCCAAGCGGGCAAUCACUCUUUUGGAGUCUGUGCGAUCAAUGUGGAAGGACGAGAAACAAAACUUGACCCCAGACGAAUCGGUUCUGGUCUAUCUUUCUCGACUUUAUGAGGGUAUUGCCCCCGAAAAGAGCAUGCAAUGUCUUGUUCAGCUAGAGCAACUUCAGCUUGCCAGUAUUCCCGAGAGUGCUCGUCCGGAGGGAAUUGAUAAUGAGGAAGAUAUGAAGAAUGCUCUCCGCAACUAUCUCCCUCCCCAGCUUCUCAAUAACAUGGGUGCCUUUUUGUAUCAGAACGAGAAGAUUGCAUUGGCCCGGGGUAUGUUCCAGUCAGCGCUCAACGCCUGCGUCCAAUCACAAGAGAGAGAAGACAAGGCCGACAACGAUGCGCUUGUUACUACUAUCAGCUACAACUUGGGUCGGACUUACGAGGCGGCCGACAUGUGGGAUGAAGCGAAGAAGGUCUACGAGGGUCUUUUGGAGCGACACAGCGAUUACACAGAAGCUAGUGCUCGACUGACUUACAUCAGCUUGCGCCAGAGUCCCACGGAUGAAGGUCCCAAGAAGAUGGCUAAGCUGUACGAAGUUGAAUCUUCGAACCUGGAGGUUCGCGCGCUCUUCGGGUGGUAUCUCAGCAAAUCCAAGAAGCGGGUUGCCAAUCUUGCCGAGGAUCACGAGCAACGCCACUACAAGCACACUCUGCAGUACCACGAUAAGCAUGACCGAUACGCUUUAACUGGCAUGGGUAAUGUACAUCUUCUUUCCGCUCGCGACAUGCGUCGCGACACUGAGCAGGAGAAGGAGAAACGGCGGAAGGUGUACCAGCGUGCUGUGGAGUUCUUCGAUAAGGCUCUUCAACUAGAUCCGAAGAACGCGUAUGCCGCUCAAGGUAUUGCCAUUGCUCUUGUCGAUGACAAGAAGGAUUACAGCACUGCGGUGCAGAUUCUUUCAAAGAUUCGAGAGACCAUAAAGGACCCCAGCGUCUAUCUCAACCUGGGACAUGUCUACGCCGAGCUCCGACAGUACUCACGCUCAAUUGAGCAUUACGAAACCGCUCUUUCCAAGGACCGCUCUCGUGACGUGCAGAUUCUCGCCUGUCUUGGUAGAGUUUGGUGGUUGAAGGGCAAACAGGAGAUGAACCUUGCGUCUAUGAAGACUGCUCUUGAAUACGCCCAACGGGCACAAAGCGUCUCCCCCGACCAGCUUCAUUUACAGUUUAACGUGGCGUUUGUGCAGAACCAAAUUGCCUCAUUGGCUUACAGCCUCCAGGCCACUCAAAAGACCCUGCAGGAUGUACAGGAGGCAGCCGAUGGCCUUAGGGAGGCUAUCGAGACCUUUGAGCGUCUCUCCAAGGAGAAGAACCCGCCUUAUCCCAGCGUCGCUUUGGAGCAACGUGCAGCCAUGGGUGGCACUAUCAGCAAGCAGCUCGACCGUGCCAUGCAAAGCCAGAAGGAGUACGAGGAGAAGAAUGCGGCGAAGCUUCAGCAGGCUCGCGAGGCCCGUGAAGCCGCAGCCAAGGAGCGCGAGGCGCAACUCAAGAAAGCCCAGGAGAUUGAGGCUGAGCGUAAGCGCAGGAUCGCCGAAGAGCGCCAGGGGAUGGUUGAAGAGGUUGAACGACAGGCAAUUCUACGCGCUGAAGCAGAACGUGCCCGUGAGGAGGCCGAGCUCACAGACGAUUCGGCGACUGGCGAGAAGGUCAAGCGCAAGAAGAAGCCCGCUGCGAAGCGCAAGAAGAAGGGUGGUGAUGACUUCAUCGCUGAUGAUGAGAAUGAUGCUGAGCGCAGCGGUGCGGAGGGCGAGAGUGAGGGCGAGAAUGCAGCCCCUAAGAAGCGCCGCCGAUUGGAACGUCGCUCCGGUGCUAAGGCCCAGAGUAGCAAGGCCCAAAGCAAGUUCAAGAGCAAUGAGAGGGUGGAAGACUCGGAUGAUGAGGAACAAGGAGAUGCACCGGCUAGUCCUGAAGAACAAGAAGAUCUCUUCGGUGAUGAUGACGAGCCCAUGCAAGAUGAGAAGGUCGCAGCACCUCGUCGCCGCGACAGGGUCUCUCGCCGCAUCGCCGAUGACGAUGACGAGGAGGAGGCGGAAGUGGAGAAGCCUAUAGACGAUGAUAACGAGGAGCUGUUUGGAGAUGAGCCCUCUAAGCCGGCCGAAGACGAGGAGAUGGAGGACUGA
Penicillium odoratum is the source of this 3585-nucleotide messenger RNA. Its product is annotated as putative RNA polymerase II transcription elongation factor (Ctr9). Gene Ontology annotation, molecular function: RNA polymerase II complex binding. The record is from RefSeq and is a predicted model, not a curated record. The transcript is spliced from 2 exons. The coding region runs from base 1 to 3585 and encodes 1194 amino acids. Gene Ontology annotation, biological process: regulation of DNA-templated transcription. Gene Ontology annotation, cellular component: Cdc73/Paf1 complex. NCBI's taxonomy places the organism in Eukaryota, Fungi, Ascomycota, Eurotiomycetes, Eurotiales, Aspergillaceae.